GCUGGAGGGAGGCAGCUGUUGCCAUUAUAUUAGCAGGCAGCUCAGAUACAUCAGCGCUGUUAUUACCUUCAACCUCAAACCCCCAAAAAUGAGCUUGUCGGUGCCAUAAUAAUACCAAAACUGAAAAUAUAGAUUUAAAAAAAAAAAAAAAGUUAAAUCAAUGGUACAGAAAAGUAGUAUGUCCAGGACGCCUUCGACCUCAACCCAGGAGAUCCAAAUGGACAUGUUCGACCAUCAUCCACACACACAGGGAAAAUGUGCCAAGAGGAAGAGUCGAUUCAAGCGUUCAGACGGAAGCACCUCUUCUGACACCACCUCCAACAGCUUUGUCCGACAGGGCUCUGCAGACUCUUACACAAGCCGGCCAUCGGACUCAGAUGUGUCCCUGGAAGAAGACCCAGAAGCUCUGAGGAAAGAGGCCGACAGACAAGCUCUUGCUACGCUCGAGAAAGCAAAGACCAAACCGGUGGCUUUUGCUGUGCGUACAAAUGUUGGAUACAACCCCGGCCCCAGUGAUGAUGUUCCUGUGCAGGGCAUGGCCAUAUCCUUCGAAGCCAAAGACUUCUUGCACAUCAAAGAGAAGUACAAUAAUGACUGGUGGAUUGGGCGACUGGUGAAGGAGGGCUGUGAAGUGGGUUUCAUCCCCAGCCCCGUCAAACUGGAGAACACUCGCCUGCUACAAGAGCAGAGGAUGAGACAAAAUCGUCUCAGCUCCAGUAAGUCUGGAGGAAGCUCCAGUCUGGAUGUUGCCACGGGAACCCGCAGGCCCACCCCACCUGGCACAGCUCAUGUGGACAUGUCCACAGUGGCCUAUGACGUUGACCCCCUCGACCUGGAUGCUGAGGAGCCCCCUGAGUCACAGGGUGAGCCUCGCUCCUCCAAGAGCAUGUCAGGCAGCGUCACGUCCCCUCAGGCCAACGCCCACCGAUUGCCCUUCUUUAAGAAGAUGGAGCACGUCCCCCCCUAUGAUGUGGUUCCUUCCAUGAGACCCAUUAUUCUGGUCGGACCGUCGCUUAAAGGCUACGAGGUGACAGACAUGAUGCAGAAAGCACUGUUUGACUUUCUGAAACACAAGUUCGAGGGCAGGAUAUCCAUCACACGAGUCACAGCGGACAUCUCUCUGGCCAAACGUUCAGUCCUCAACAAUCCCAGCAAACAUACCAUCAUUGAACGCUCCAGUACCCGCUCCAGUCUGGACGUACUGGCGGAGGUGCAGAGUGAGAUUGAACGUAUCUUUGAGCUGGCUCGGACCCUCCAGCUGGUGGCUUUGGAUGCGGACACCAUCAACCAUCCUUCUCAGCUGGCUAAGACCUCCCUGGCUCCCAUCAUUGUCUAUAUCAAAAUUGCCUCUCCUAAGGUUCUCCAACGGCUCAUCAAAUCCAGAGGGAAGUCCCAAGCCAAACACCUCAAUGUGCAGAUGGUGGCAGCAGACAAGUUAGCUCAGUGCCCACCUGAACUGUUUGACAUCAUCCUGGAUGAGAACCAGCUGGAGGACGCCUGUGAGCACCUGGCUGACUACCUGGAGGCCUACUGGAAGGCAACACACCCCCCGAGCAGCAACCCUCCCAACCCUCUGCUCAACCGCACCAUGGCCACGGCGGCCCUGGCCGCUUCUCCUGAGCCUGUGUCCAACCUGCAGGGGCCGUACCUUGUGCACGGAGAGCAAAAGCGGGAAGGUCCUCUGACAGAGUGCGGGGGGAGCGGCGCUCUGCAUGACUAUCAGACCGACGUGGGCGGAAAACCCCCGCAGCAGCAGCACCAGACGUACCUGUGCUCUUCUCGCGGCCAGCUGCGAGGAGGAAGCGGGCGCGGCCUGUCGCGCCAAGACACGUUCGAUUCCGAGACCCAGGGCAGCCGGGAUUCGGCCUACACCGAGGCGGGCGAUUCCUGCAUGGACAUUGAGACUGACCCCUAUGAGGAGCCCGAGCCCUACCGAGGGGGCGGGGGCAGUCGCCUCCACCUGGCUCAGCAUCACGGCCGGCAGGCCUCUUGGGAAGACGAAGGCGCCGAGCCAGAUCAGGAGAACCUGAACCACCCUCCCAUCCCGAGCCAGAUGCAGGCGCACGGACGAGCCAAGCUGAGGGAGCGCUACUGCCAGGACCCCGUGGACACGGGGUCCGCCAUGAGCCGCAACAAGAACCAGGACGACUGGGGGAGGGAUGUCUACAUCCGCUGAGCGUGCAUCAAACCGCAGGGGCAAAGAAAGCUGCUGGAGAGGCUGCGGAUGGAGUGGGUCCGGACUGGGGUCGGGUUUGAGGCCUUGCCAGUCAGGCUGACAAAUCGAUCUGUUUACAUCCAAAUACAGUGUAAAAAAACAAAAACAAAAGAUCACCUGCCAGAUGCCACUCUCAUCACCUCAUCACUGCAGUUCAGUUAAUUUAUGUUUAUGAAAAUAAACAUUGAUUAUUUUUUUUUUUAUGUUAAAAUUAACACUGCAUGGAUAUUAUUUCUUUACUGGCAGCACGAAAGCAGUAAUUGUGUGAUUGUGAUGUGCACGACUCCUGCAGCUGCAGGAGCGGCGGUCCGUCCCGUAAACAGGGUCUGACCUUUACUGGCCUCAUGUCACAUGUCAGGGUUUCUCUCGCCGCCUCCACUUUCUCAUCACACGGACUUUAAAUCAUCGGCGGCUAAUCGGCCAUAUUUUAAUCAAGAGGCGUUUUUGAUGUUGUUACGCUCCAAAGAUGUUUACUUCUCCUCCUUCUUCUCCUUCUUCCGUGGCCUGGUUCAGCUGCUGUACCUGCCUGUCAACGUCGGUCCUCCCAUUCCGCCGUGCUCUUCUUCGUUGGUGCAGAGGGCAACAACAACUUCUGCUCCUAACGUAUUCACUCGCGCUCUGGUUUUCAUGCAAACGAAGUGUCCUGCCUUAGUCAGUCUCACCUUUACUUCAAGAAAACUCCAGUCACAAGUGCCGGAAUGUCUCUCGCCAAGCCAUGUCCACCACUGCCACGGUGGGACGUCUUAACUCGCUUGUCACGCUUGUUUUCUCACUACACCUGUGUCUCUUUGUGUCUCUUGCAUUGACGCUCCAGCUCCUCGCUCACCUGGUUUACUUUGCACCAGCUUUGUUUAUUUUUCAGGGUUAACGUUUCUCGAAAGACCACUCGUGUGUCCUUCAAUCCAGAAUCCAACCCUCACAGCUAGCUUGUCUGAUAUUUAAAAAAAA
Molecule: messenger RNA, 3163 nt
Organism: Thalassophryne amazonica
Lineage: Eukaryota; Metazoa; Chordata; Actinopteri; Batrachoidiformes; Batrachoididae
Gene: cacnb1
Product: calcium channel, voltage-dependent, beta 1 subunit
Exons: 15
Coding region: 161-2176 (671 amino acids)
Biological process (GO): calcium ion transmembrane transport; neuromuscular junction development; chemical synaptic transmission
Cellular component (GO): voltage-gated calcium channel complex
Molecular function (GO): protein binding; high voltage-gated calcium channel activity
Source: RefSeq, a predicted model, not a curated record